CGAGCGCGUGCUGCGCGUGUGUGAGGGUGAGGGAUCGUUCCGCGGAGAGGUGACGGAGGUGACGGUGUGCUGGUGGCGGUGACCUCCGAUGCGCCCGCGGGCGGUGACCUAGCCGGCGCGGCCGGUGUCAGUGAUAUGACAGUGAAGGGCAGCGGCGGCGGAACGCACGUGGACGCGGAAAAGCAGCUCGAGCCGCCUCCGCCGGACUCAGUGAGCUGCAGCGAUGAGUUCCUGCUGCGGCCCAGCUGGACGGACGCCCGUCUGGCGCUCCGACAGGUCAACAAGGGUCACGCCGAGGGGAACCGGGCGGCGCUGUGGGUGCGCGCCCACACACAGAGCUACCUGUUCCACACGGGACGGCUGGUGCAGAGCCACGCCGGCAAGAUUCUGUUUGUGGGCGUCCUGCUGCUGGCCACCCUCUGCAUAGGACUGAAAAACAUUCCUCUUCAGACCGAUGUGGAGGAUCUCUGGGUGGAGGAGGGCGGCCGGCUGCAGCGCGAGCUGGAGUACGUGCGCAGCAGCCUGGGCGCCGGCUCCGGCUCUCUCCACCAGAUCGUAGUACAAACGCCGCGCGACGCGCCGGGCUCCGUGCUGCGGCCCGACGCGCUGCUCGCGCACCUUGAGGUCAUCCAGGCCGCUAGUCAAGUCACCGUCGAUAUGUAUGAUAUAACGUGGAAGCUGAAAGAUUUAUGUUUUGCGCCCAGCUUCCCCUCGUAUGAAGAGCAUUUGGUUGAUAAAGUGAUGGAGAAGCUGAUUCCGUGUUCGUUUGUGACGCCCCUCGACUGUUUUUGGGAAGGAUCGAAGCUGCUCGGGCCCGACUUUCCUGUCUCGUUACCACAAAUGCCUGGCAAGCUGCAGUGGACCAACCUGGACCCGGAGAAGGUGUUCACCAUGAUGAGCAACCAGUUCGGGCCCUCCUUCCAGUUCGACUCGCUGCGCAAAUACAUGAAAGGGGCGGGGAUCACGAGUGGCUACCAGCGCCGGCCAUGUCUCAAUCCCAGUGACCCCGAAUGUCCGGAGACGGCCUCGAACCGGGCGUCGGGCGUGCCGCCGGACGUGGGCGCGGAGCUGACCGGAGGGUGCUACGGGUUCGCCACCCGGCACAUGCACUGGCCAGAGCAGCUGAUCGUCGGCGGGACGGAGAAGAAUCGGACAGGACACAUCACCAGGGCGGCGGCGUUCCAGACGGUCAUCCAGCUGAUGGGCGAAAAGAACCUCUUCGAGUUCUGGGCCGGCAACUGGAAGACGCACAACAUGGACUGGAACAUGGCCAUGGCCAAGUCGAUCCUGGACGCCUGGCAGGUCAAGUUCUCAGAGGAGGUGAAGCGCCAGACGGAGCGCCAGGAGCAGCAGAAGACGCCGUACCGCAUCCACUCGUACUCGAUGGAGUCGCUGGAUAAGAUCCUGCAGCAGUUCGCCACCCCGGACAUGACGCGACUCACCAUCGGAUAUGGGCUCAUGCUGGUGUACGGGUUCUUCUCGUUGGUACGCUGGUCGGACCCGGUCCGGUCCCAGGGCGGCCUCGGUGUCGCUGGCGUGCUGCUCGUCACCCUGUCGGUGACGGCCGGACUCGGCCUCUGCGGCCUGGCCGGCAUCCCGUCCAACGCCUCAACCACGCAGAUCAUUCCGUUUCUGGCGCUGGGACUGGGCGUGGAUGACAUGUUUCUGCUGGCGUUGACCUACUCGACCACGGACCUCAGCCACACACCGCCACAGGACCACGUCGGCGAGGUGCUGAAGCGGGCCGGCGUCUCGGUGCUCCUGACGUCCCUCUGUAACGUCAUGGCCUUCCUGUCGGCGGCCAUCCUGCCGAUCCCUGCGCUGCGCCACUUCUCUCUGCAGGCUGGCAUCCUGGUGCUGUUCAACGUGCUCUCGAUCCUGUUCAUCUUCCCUGCGAUGCUGAGCCUGGACCUGCGGCGCCGCCGGGCGCGGGCCUACGACAUCGUCUGCUGCUGGUCGGAGCGGCCGGCCGGGGACGCGGCGGCCGAGCCGAGCUCCGAGGGGGCGCCGCGCCGCGCGGAGCCGCCGGCCGCCCGGCCCGGACCGCCGCCGCCGUCCGUGUUCACCAUCACCGCUCCGCCGCUGCCGGUGGACGCCGGGGUCAAAACGGCACCGCCGUCACUAACGGCAGCACCAGCCCCGGCGUCUGCGCGGGUGGUGCGCUGCUCGGCGGCCGGCCGCUGGCUGGACCUGCCCUGGCUGGUGCGCCGCUACUACUCAGUGUGGCUGCUGCGCCGGCCGGUCCGGCUCCUGGUGCUGCUCGCCUCCCUGGCGGCCGCCGGACUGGGCGUCUGGGGCGCUGCCCAGCUGCGGGACGGACUCGAUUUGACCGACGUGGUGCCGCGCGGCUCAGACGAGUUCGCCUUCCUGGAGGCGCAGCGGCGCUACUUUGGCUUCUUCGAGAUGGUGGCUGUGACGCAGGGCGACUUUGAGUACCCGACCAACCAGGAGCUGCUGCACCAGUACCACCAGGCGUUCACCCGCGUGCCGAGCGUCAUCAAGAAUGAUGACGGCGGCCUACCCGACUUCUGGCUGGCACUCUUCAGAGACUGGCUGAUCGACCUGCAGAGCGCCUUCGACCGCGACUGGCGCCUCGGUCUGAUCGACAACGAGCGCUGGCACCAGAACGCCUCUGAGGAGGGCGUCCUCGCCUACAAACUGCUCGUCCAAACCGGCAGAGUCGACGAUCCCAUCAACAAGUCGCAGCUGCCGCGCAAUCGACUCGUCGAGAACGGCAUCAUCAACCCCAAGGCGUUCUACAACUACCUGACAGCGUGGGCCUCCAAUGACGCGCUGGCCUACAGCGCCAGCGGCGCCCAGCUGCGGCCCGAGCCCAAACAGUGGCUACACGUGCCUGGAGACGUGGAGCUGCUCAUCCCCAAGUCGCAGGCGCUCGUGUACGCGCAGAUCCCGUUCGCGCUGAGUGGCCUCUCGGAUACGGAGGCGAUUGUCGAUAUGAUCGCCGCGGUGCGCCGCGUGUGUCGGAGGUUCGAGGAGCGCGGCCUGCCCAACUUCCCCGCCGGCGUGCCGUUCACCUUCUGGGAGCAGUACGCGAGUCUGAGGUUCUUCCUCGGUCUGGCGCUGGUCUGCGUGUUUGCGGCCGUGACGCUGGUGCUGGCCGUUACUCUGAUGAGUGUGUGGGCGGCCGCGGUGGCCGUGGCAGUCAUAGGCCUGACGCUGCUCCAGCUGCUGGGCGUCAUGGGACUGCUCGGACUGAGACUGAGCGCCAUCCCGGCCACCGUGCUCAUCAUGGCCGUCGGACUGGGGGUUCAGUUCACCGUACACGUACUGCUGGGUUUCCAGACGAGCCUCGGGGACCGUGCCACGCGCGUCCAGCGCAGCCUCGAGCAGAUGUUCCAGCCCGUCUUCCACGGCGCCAUCUCCACCUUCGUCGGCGUCCUGAUGCUGGCCUUCUCAGACUUCGACUUCAUCGUCAGGUACUUUUUCUGCGUGCUGGCCUCGCUGGUGCUGCUGGGCCUGGUGAACGGGUUGGCCGUGCUGCCCGUGCUGCUCUGCUGGCUCGGCCCGCCGGCCGAGGUACGGCCGCGGCUCGGCGGCGCCGUGCUGCCCGCCCCCAGUCCGGAGCCGUCCCCUCCGCGGGUCCGCGGCCCGCGAGUGUACCGCUCUGCCUCGCUGGGGAAGGCGGCGGGCGGCGGCGGCGGGGGAGGCGGCUCCCGGCGGCUGCAGCCGGCGGAGAGCCGCCUCAGUCUCAGCACCAUCUCCGAGGAGUCCUCCGGCUCGGCGGCGUCCGGCGGCCGGCGCGAGCGGCGCACACACGAUAUCGUGGUCGAGCCGCGUCUGGUGGUGGAGACGUGCUACCCGGACGGCGCAGAGCCCGACGACGGCCGCUGUCUCACCACCAAGGUGACGGCCACCACCCACGUCAAGGUGGAGGUGCACACACCCGAGUGUGGGACGGAGACGGGGCGGAGGGGCAGCAGGAGAGCGCGAGCCACCGCCACGCCGCCGCCCUACGUGGAACGGAGGAGCUCAACCAAGUAGCCCCGCGCCGCGCAGAGGAGGGGGGGAGGAGGCCGGUGCCGCGGGCGGCCGCCGGCAGUCAGCCAGCUCAGUAUUGAUGGCGCAGUCUCGGCCGGGGACUCGCGUCGGCCCGGCGGCGUCCGCUGACUCAGUUGCCAGUUCAAAGUGCUCGACUCGGGAAUCGUACCUCCGCUGUUGUUAUUUAUUUGUCUCGCCGGCGCGCGCGCUGGCGUUUUGUUGUGAGCGGCGCUCCGCUCUGUGCUGUCCGCCGCUCGGCGCUCGAACUGCCAUCUGUGGGCAGUUCUGGGCGUUACCGACUGAUAUUUUGUUGAAUCGCGCGUGUAUACGUCUGCUGAGCGUGUGUAUUGUGACCACGAGCUGCCUUAUAAGUGCCUGUGACAUUGUGUAAAAUACAUCGCAGUACUGUC
Molecule: messenger RNA, 4409 nt
Organism: Amphibalanus amphitrite
Lineage: Eukaryota; Metazoa; Arthropoda; Thecostraca; Balanomorpha; Balanidae
Product: protein patched-like
Exons: 16
Coding region: 136-4002 (1288 amino acids)
Biological process (GO): smoothened signaling pathway
Cellular component (GO): plasma membrane
Molecular function (GO): hedgehog receptor activity; smoothened binding; hedgehog family protein binding
Source: RefSeq, a predicted model, not a curated record